Melopsittacus undulatus (budgerigar) is the source of this 10141-nucleotide messenger RNA. It is a transcript of the gene MAPK1, whose product is annotated as mitogen-activated protein kinase 1. Gene Ontology annotation, molecular function: MAP kinase activity; ATP binding. Gene Ontology annotation, cellular component: nucleus; cytoplasm. Bases 225 to 1331 code for a protein of 368 amino acids. NCBI's taxonomy places the organism in Eukaryota, Metazoa, Chordata, Aves, Psittaciformes, Psittaculidae. Gene Ontology annotation, biological process: protein phosphorylation; intracellular signal transduction. The record is from RefSeq and is a predicted model, not a curated record. The transcript has 9 exons.
GGCCGAUGCGCGCGCGCGCGGCCGGUAGCGUCUCCUCAGAGCGGCCGCGGUGGUGACGGCGCUGACGGGGUCCCGGAGCCGGCGGCAGCGGCGGGAGCUGCGGAGAGCGGCGGAGCGGGCGGUGCCUCUUCUCGUCCCCGCAUCCUUCUCCUCGUCCCCCUCCUUCCUCCUCCCCCCGCCUCCGCCCCCCCGCACGCAUCACCGCGGUUCCCGGCACGGACAACAUGGCGGCGGUGUCGGGGGCCGGGGCUGCGGGCGGCUCUGCCAGCGCCGGGGGCCCGGAGAUGGUGCGGGGCCAAGCGUUCGACGUGGGGCCCCGUUACACCAACCUCUCCUACAUCGGCGAGGGGGCUUACGGCAUGGUGUGUUCUGCCUAUGAUAAUGUCAACAAAGUUCGAGUUGCUAUAAAGAAAAUCAGUCCUUUUGAGCAUCAGACAUACUGCCAGAGAACUCUGAGGGAGAUUAAGAUCCUACUGCGCUUCAGGCAUGAGAAUAUUAUUGGGAUAAAUGAUAUUAUCAGAGCUCCAACUAUUGAACAAAUGAAAGAUGUAUACAUUGUGCAAGAUCUCAUGGAGACAGAUCUGUACAAGCUCUUAAAGACUCAACACCUCAGCAACGACCACAUUUGCUAUUUCCUUUACCAGAUUCUGAGAGGGUUAAAAUAUAUCCAUUCAGCCAAUGUGCUUCAUCGUGACCUCAAACCUUCAAAUUUGCUGCUUAACACCACUUGUGAUCUCAAGAUUUGUGACUUUGGACUGGCUCGUGUUGCAGAUCCAGAUCACGAUCACACAGGAUUCUUGACAGAAUAUGUGGCCACACGCUGGUACAGGGCUCCUGAAAUCAUGCUGAAUUCUAAGGGUUACACCAAGUCUAUUGACAUCUGGUCGGUUGGCUGCAUUCUGGCAGAGAUGCUCUCCAACAGACCAAUCUUUCCAGGAAAACACUACCUUGACCAACUCAACCAUAUCCUUGGUAUACUUGGAUCCCCUUCCCAAGAAGAUUUGAAUUGUAUAAUAAAUUUAAAGGCCAGAAACUACUUGCUUUCCCUACCACACAAAAAUAAGGUACCAUGGAACAGGCUGUUUCCAAACGCUGACCCCAAAGCACUUGAUUUGUUGGAUAAAAUGUUGACCUUUAAUCCUCAUAAGCGGAUUGAAGUGGAACAAGCUUUAGCCCAUCCAUAUCUGGAGCAGUAUUAUGAUCCAAGUGAUGAGCCUGUAGCUGAAGCACCCUUCAAGUUUGACAUGGAGUUGGAUGACUUGCCGAAGGAGAAGCUGAAAGAACUGAUUUUUGAGGAAACUGCUAGAUUCCAGCCAGGAUAUCGAUCUUAAAUUGUGCAUAGGACAAGGACUUAAAGGACUGGGCAUGCUCAAACGUUGCUGUUCCUCUUCCCAGUUCUUUAUUGUUGGUCAUGUCUUGUGGCCUCUCUCAGCUUAUCCACUAACUCCUUUGAGCCAUUCAGGAGGGCAGUUCCUGGUAGUUUUGGCUUUUCAUGCUUUCAAUGAAUCUUUUAAGCCUGAAGAAUUGUAAUUGACACUCCUAUGCGUAAUGCCCAUGUUGAUCUGUGGCAGUACUGUACUGUAAGUGCAUCUACUGCUGGCCGUAUUUUAACUGCUUGCUUUCUGGUUUGAAAGAUGCAGUGGUUCCUUUCACUCCCGGAUCAAUAUCCACGAAGAUAAUUCAUUAACCUGUAAGACGUUUACACCAUGAACUAUGGGUUUAUGACUUUACUGAAGUCGCUGGCAUUUAUUUUGUUUUGUUUUUAUUUUUUAGAAAAGCUACUAUUCAGGGCACUUUAAGUCAGUGACAUCCCAGAUUUUUUUUGCACUUCCUUUUUAAAUAGAAAUGGUUACACCCAGCUGGGGUUAUACCAUUGUGCUAUGGAUUGCAGCAUAAGUCGUGUUCAUGUUAAUCUUGCUUAUGCACUUUGGGUGUCCUGUGCUGUACAUACAGGUAUUCUAUACAGCGUAAGAGCCACAUAGAAGCCCAACUUAAUUGAAUUCAUACAAGAAACAUUUUUUUUCCAUAUAUUGAUGAAAUUUGUACCUUUUUCUCUCUGCCUUUUCUAAAAGAGAUCAUUUAAAGUUUAACCAUGUUGGAGGCAUAGUACUACUUGUGCAAAGAGAAUGAGUGGCAGCUCGCCAACUUAUAGUUACUCACCGUGUGGUGGAAGAUUAACAAAGAACAUAAUGGCAUGAUGACCUAAUGGUGAAUGCUUUUCUCUGUGGAAGGCAUCCAUGUCUGGUGGCAAGCGAGAAACCAAAAUACAAUGUUAAUAAACUCAGUCUACAUCCUGCAUGCCAAUGAAACGCUUCAAGUGAGGUUUGAUAGUUUUUACAUUUGAGUCUAAUCACUGACAUUCAGAAUUCUUGCCGAGAGGAACACUGCAUCUUUAAAUGAGAAAGUUUGAUUUUACUUUUGCUCCUACAGCAUGUCAGCAUCUCAAGUUCAUUUCUUGCAACCUACACUAUGGUGAUUUGUAAUCAAGCCUCCAUGAGCUCGUGACAUGAAGUACUGUUCUGUUGUCAAGUACUAUCAAACUUUUCUGAUAAUGCUGAGUUAGGACAACCAAACAAAGCUAGCACUAAAUCAUGUUUAAAAUUGUAUACCUUUUAAUGAUCUUUUCAAGUAUUUGUUACUGAAAUUGUAUAAUGUGGAGUUUACUAGGUGUUAUGUUCCAGUGCAGUGCCUCCUUUUCUUUCCCCACUGCUCUCUGUGGUGAGAAAUUUGCCUUGUUUAAAAUAAUUACUGUGCCCUCGCAUGACUGUUAAAGCUUUCUGUGCAAAGAUGAUUGUCUAAGUGCCACAUGCCUAUGAUUGAGAAAAAAAUAAUCUAUUGUUACCUCUGAGUUGUGUUCAACUGAAAUGCUAUUCAACAAAUAACUUAGGAAAAAUAGUUCUAUUUUUAGCUUUUCAUAUCUCUGCUGUCUUUUUCUCAUUUUAUUUUGGCAGCAGUGAAGAAUGGAUUGUAUAAAGACUGCUUGCUAAUAUGAACAAAAUGCACUUGUAAUUCCUGGAAAUAAAUUUAAAUCUUAUAUCUUCACAUUAACAUUAAGAAUUAGUUUUUGGUUUCCUCUUGGGUAGUGUGUUUGAAUGGAAAUCAGGUUCAAUUUCUACUGUAGUACAUAAGGAUGCUGGUUGGUUAGAAACUCCAGGCUUCCUCAAUACCAUUUAGUCUGCUCUUGACAGAAAUCUAGAAAGCCAUUAACAUAGACUUCAAUAGAUAAGGGUGCUUACAGGAUUCCAUUUCAGAUUUUUUUUUUCUUCUAGUUUCAGUGUUAGUCUGCCAAAACUAAUUUUAAAUAUGCAUGGGUUCAUCAUUAAAGGGCAUUUUCAAUUCGGAAGUUCCUGUGGUACAUAAGUCUCUGUGGCGGGGAACAUACUAGGAGCAUUGUUGGGACACUGCACAGGUUGAAUUGUGGUGUGAAACCUAUGCUAAAACCAUUUCUAUUGAAAUAUGCACUUGACUGUUGAUACUAAGUGUAGGAAUGUCUCUUGACACUUCUACACAUCUUUACCAAAAUGCUUUUCUCACUCAGUUUUGAGAAGUCGAAAUAUUUCUAGAAUCUCUGCUACUUGUACGAUCACCAUUACUACAGGAUUCAUUUUUGGCAUGGUUGGAAAGAUGACUGUUACCGAGAUUAGUUUGUAACACCUCAGUUGUAAUUUAUUAAGGAAGAACUUUGGCAGCUUACUUCACCCUGCUCUUUCCCAAUUCUUCUUUUUAAUACUUUCUUUCAGUGUGGAUUUUUGGGGAGGUGUAGACUUGCCCUUGCGUUCUGUCUCUCCGGGUGAGAAGCCAAGGGCUUGCUUUACUGAACAUCUGGUGCUUUUGGGCUUUCUUCCUUCACUAUUUUCGCUGAAUCCAGUUGGCCUCCAUCACUAACCGCAUUCAUCAGUCUUUUGCAGAAUUCAGUGAACAUCAUUGGGUUGAAUUUGACAUGUCAACAGGAGAAGCAUGAUUUUAAUUUUUUUUUGUCAGAUUUUGAAAAUAGUUUAAAAGAAGGUGCCUAUACCAACACUGUGUUAGGUCAGUGAUUUCAGCAUUGUGCAUAGGUAUUUUUUUCCUUAUGUAGUUUUUAUAUUUUAGAGCAGAGAACAGCAACUCUUAAUCAAAGUAACACGCAUAUUUCAUGGUAAAGAUGCUUUGGGAAUAAGGAAUGUAAACAGUUCACUGUCAAAAACAUUCCAACCUUACAGCUGAAGAAAAAUAUGCAAACAAAAUUCUCACGGCUGCUUUGGCAAGUAACUGUCCUUCUCUGCUGUCCUGCCUGUCGCCGGGCUCUUCCUCAUCCCUAUUACACGUCUCACCAGCCUGCAGUGUGCAACACACUACAUGGGCUGGGCACUGUGUGAGCUGUCAGGAGCAGCAGUGGUGACAGAGCUCGGCAGUGGCCAAAUGAAACCCAAGGAGUUGAGCACGGUUUUCCUUACAGAAUGAGAAAAAGAAAAACCUGUCGUUGCUGCCCACUGUAAUAUGCUACAGUAUAUUUAUACCAUGUCGAAGAUGUUUGCUGAGCAACUGUACUAUAGAUUUAAACUUUAUUAAUAUAUAUUUGCUUAUGUUAGUGUAGUUUAUAUAGUCCUUGGUUAUUGAUAAAUUUAUUGUGUUGUUACAGCACCGUGAUAUGGUAUAAAUAUAGGUCUAUACAUGCACACCACGUACUCAUGAGUUUGGUCCUUUGCAUAGUACUUUUAUAUUUGUACAGCAAUGUCUUCAAGCAAUCCCAGAUUUUAAGGGAAAUAUUUUUGUAAAUGCAGUGGUUUCAACAAAAGAGUCCAAACAAUCCUUUUACUAAGUUUUAAAUAUAUUUGUGGUUCCAAAUGGUUUAGUUAACAAUUGAAAUCAAGACACUAAAUUAGUGAAAAGUGCACAUUAGUAAAGUGAAGCUUACAGUGGUUUGUGUAGCAUGUGCUGUGAUCAAACUAGGUGAAGCAUUGGAGGAAAUGUUGGACUACCUUUGUAAAUCUAGAACAAAUUUCUAAAGGUUGCAGCUGGUUUACUUACUAUUGUUGCCUUUUCUUGUGUUGUAUCAGUGUAGAGCACUCUUAAAAUACUCAAAACUGCUUUGUCUUUGCUUUGUACUGUUGGUGCCUUCUUAGUCAUGUACCCCACAAGUCCUGCAUAGCUGAUUUAGUUAAUGGUAAGUUUAAAAUAAAAAGCAAAGGAAGAUUUUAUAAAAAGAAAUCAUUUUCUGUAUGUUCUUAUUCAUUGUAACAAUUAAACGUUUAUAUUGUGACAGAUUUGUGAUUUGGUUAAUCUGUAUAGAUCAAUUGUAAGUAGCAAAGGUUUAUAUUUCGUCUUAUUCUUUUGAUGUUGUAAACGUAUGUGACUUUCUUUUUAAAAUCAGGUAACUUAAUGUUCUGUUUUGUUUUUGGCAUCUGAAUCUUGUAAAAACAAAUGCAAAGAAAAUCAUUAAAUUGUGUCCCUGUAUUACCAAAUCAGCAUAGUGCUGUGCAUAUAUAGAAUGACUGGAAUUUUGCUUUAAAAUGAGCUGCUGUUUUAUAAACCACAAAUACACUGAUGUGUAUUUCAUUGGCGUAUCCAAAAACAUGACUGUCACUCGAGUGCUGCAGUAAUGAGUAGCCUACAUUUAAUAUUUGUAAGUAUUCAAGUGUUUGUUCCACUGUAUGGCUGUGCCAGUUUGAGAUUAAAUUAGGGCAAGCCAUUGGAAAAACCACAGAUGAAGUUAGUCUAUAGGCAGGCAGAAAUGCUUCAUCUUCAGUGCAAGACGGUUAUGAAAUAAGGUUUUGAACUGUUGAGCACAGAAUAAUCCAUGUGGAUUCCAGUGUGUCUGAUGUCACAGUUUUUUUUGACAUUCUUUACGUGGGUAUUUGUGUAGUUAUCACACUGCUCCUGUGAAGUCUUGAACACAAUUACAUGAGCAAUCCUGAGAGACCAAAUGCUUUCAUUUUACUACAGAAAGGUUCCUCCCAAGGCCAGGGAUUUGAGACCUGUGAUUUCUGGGAGCAGUGCAGAUCAGUUUGCAUCAUUGUAAUGGGCUUUCAAUGAGUUCUUAGUUUAUUUUUUUUUUAGCAUAAAAUCAGACCGUGCCAAAGAACUGAGCUCUUAAAAGGUGUAGCUGGAUAAUGGCAGCUAGAAACUUCUCUAGUUUAUACAAAAGCACCAGAAACGUGACCUGAAACGAAAGACUGCUUAGCUGUAGCUGGCAGGUCUGCAACAAGUCCGAGAAUGGGCUUGUCAGGAUUCAUCUCCAUCCUUUCUUUGGCUUUUACAUCAAAGAAUGCAUUUUUUCCUCAGAAGAUUACAGAAUUUUGUUUCACCAUAGGUAGGUUUAUGCAUGUUCUGAUGUUCUUGACUGUAGCUGCCUCUCACUUUCUUUGUUCCCCUGGCAGAACACUGUAUUGACAGCAGUGUGUACUUCAGUGAGUUACUCCAACGUAUGACUGCAGUGCAGCUUGUCUCGGUGGAGGUUUUGACAAGCUGCUGAUUGACAUAACACUUUUGCAAUCCUUACUGAAGCAAGGUUAGUUUGAAAUAUGCCUAUUUCCUGUAUUUCACCAGAACUGGACCUGAUCCUCUCUUAUCUGCAGGCUUCCAGCAGUGCAAGCGCGCUCAAGCUGUUGGAGUCAAAACCCAUAGAGCUGGCCUGUGUCAGCAAGAACCCCGGCAUGCUCUGGGAGCUGAGCUGCCUGUGUGGGGCCAUGGUGCACCCAAAUACUUGUGGCAGCUUGUGAGGAACCACUUCUGAGCCUAAGCCCUGUUUGUUGAAAAGGUGCUAGUGUAGGUUUGAUGGCAUCAAGCUUUGCAGGACUUUCUCUGCAGGUUAAAGAUGCCAGCCUCUGCACAUUUCAUUUUCUGUUAUUUUCUAUUAAAUAGCCCUUGGCAAUGGGUUAAAAAUCCAUUUAAAACCCAUUUGAGGCAUGUAGAAGACACAGAUUUCAUUGCAUUGUUAUGUGCCAUGUUGAUGGUAUCUGAUGUGUCCUUUCACCACAUGUAAACCUCUUCAGCUACCUUCAGAAGAGUUCUGGAUCUCCAGUUCUGAAGGCAGCUUUGGUGACUGCAAACCAAGAUCCUGGUGCUUUGCCAGGCAGCCAGUGUUCACAUCCUCAUCAGAAAUGUGGCCCCACUCAUGGGAUGCUCAUGUGAAGGCUGAUCAUGGAAGGCAGAGGUGAGGAUUGUUCAGUGACCCUGCUCUCCUUAGAAAUUACUUUGUUGGCUUUUCUUGAGGUGCUUUCCAGACCUUUGGUUUUUCAUUGUGUCUUGCUAGUGACAAUUUACUUUUUGUCUUAUUCAAGCUGGAUCUAACAAAGUUACGGCUGUUCUAAAAGUCUUUCUUCUAUAGGAUACAUGAGCUUUCUGAUGAUAAACAACAGGUUAUUGAUCCCACUAGUUAAAAUGAUGUAAAUCCAGUGAAGAGGUAAGCAGGAAAUCUGGAAGUUCUCCCAAGACUCCUAUUGUUGGAAGCACAGGGUGUGGUCUGGUGACUGGCUUUCUGGGAUGACUAUAAAAUUAAAUGUAAGAACAAUGCAUUUGGCCAAGAUGCGGCAUGAGACCCAGAUCCAUUGAGUUUCCUGGUUGCUGUUGGGAAUUUCCACCUGAAGUCUAACGUUGCCUGGUUCAGACUUUUCUCUUUUUGACCCUAAAUCUUUAAAUACCUUGUGAAUACUGAAAGCUUCCUCUUACUUCCCUGAAACUGCCUCUCAUCUUCCUGUCACACAGAGCCCAUUUUUCUUAAGGUCUUUCCAUUUAAUCCAUGUGCUGGAGAAAUGUGUGGUCCUUCUAGCUUUUCAUUUUACUUGGUACAGAGGUAGCUUAUGUUUGUACAUGGAGACUGAAAAAGGAGCCCUAAAGUAUUCCAUUUCUGAUUUCCCAGAAGAGAAAGAAAUACCUUGACAGCAUGUUGUGUUUGCAGCAUUUUCUCAUCUAUGAAUAGAGUUUAAAAAUGCUUCCAUUUAUUUUGUGAGCUUGUGUGGCACUCGACUGCAUUAACUGUCACCUGAAGUCCUGCUGCUCCACAUCUUCCACUACUGCUCUGCCUGGGCUGACCUUUGUUCUCGCUGAGUUACUGUCUUCAGCAGCACUUCCCUUCCUUAGGGCUUUACACUUUCCAUGUUGGUGCUUUCUCCAAAGUCCUUUUAGCUGCUAUGACUCACUCCAUGACUUCCCUCUCUUUGUCCUCACUGUUCUUUAUCUCGCAUGGCUGUAGAUUACAGCCAGCCUCACAGCUCAACUUCUGCUUGCUUUUUGUUCUGUUCUGUAAAGCUGAGCCAAGGACACAGCUUGGGCGUCGCAGAGCUGGGCCCUGGUUACAGUCGCUGGCUUUGGGAGGGCGCCUGCGUUGUGCCUCUCUUCUGCUGUCAGUCAGUCAUUGCUAUGCCCAGGAUGGCACCAGCUAAGGCAGGGAUUUGAAUUACACCUUAUGGUGUUAAUGCUGCCCUUGAAUACAAAACCCAGAAAUAACAAUGGAAAAUGUCACCAUCUCUUGCCAAGCUUCAUCACAUUGAAAAACUAUUUUGAAAUUCAGGCUUUUCUAGGAAAAAAACCCCAAAACCCAAAGCCGUAAAAGAAUGCCAUGGAAAUUCUUUUAAUUUGCUAUUACUGCAAGACUGGAGAUGCCCCUUUUAGGGAGUUUUGGUGGUUUGCUUUGGUUAUUUUGGGGAUUUUUGUUAGAUCCAAGAGUAAAUGGCUUGUCCUGAACAUGUUUUUCUGCCUUAAAACUGCAAAUGCAAAAAUGCUGAAUAUUCAGUGUUUUGGCUUGAGACUCGCUGACGCUGGAAGGUUUUUUAGUCAAGUCUCUCCGUGUUCACCCUUCAUUGCCAUAACCAGUACUUGAAAGGAAAUUUUGACUACAAUAUCUUUCUGUGUUCCUGGAAGUGUUAAAACUCACAAAUACUCUGACAUGUACUUGAGACAUGGUAGACUCAAGAGCUCAAACUUCAGACUUUUUAAUGCAUUCUGUGGUUUUGAAAAGCGUUUUGUUAGUUUUCAUACAUGUAUAUACUGUUGCAGGCUUUUUAAUGAGGUAUGCCACAGAUGUGGAGGGAACACAAGCUUCUGCAGGCCAGCUACAUACUCAGUAAUACUUAAAUGCCCGUUGUUGAUGCUGCUAUAGCUACAUGUUCUGAUCGUGUGUUUGCUCUCACAUGCGGCGUAAGUGCAGCACUGCAGACAAAAUUGGAGGGAUUAAGGAAAAAAAACUUGUGGUCAUUUCUUACGCAUUCUUUUGUAGCUAAACUUAUUUUACAGACUUAGUUUUGAGCAUAUGUUUAGGAUUUUGGGAGAGCUGUAUUAAGCUGUUUUCACAGCUGACUUGGUGACAUUUCUCUUAAGUGUAACACGCCGUUGUUCCAGCAUGGCAAAGGUCUGCAUAAUUCAUGUGUGUUCAACUUAAUCACUGGUUUUCUUCUUGUGACAAUAAAUGGCAUUGUACCAAAAGCAAUAUAUCCUGUGUGUAGUUAGUAGUGGAAAUAAUUAUUACUGUGCGGCUUUUAUUUUCAUUGUCUUUCCAGCCACUAGCAUGGAUCAUGUGCAUUGACAGUUGCUCCAGGCUAUUAAAGAUGUCUGGGUGGGAAAAGAAAAGGCCCUGAAUAAAACUUGUUUGCUUUCUGAAAGCUGCUGCUGUACUUUGAAGCAGAAAAGUGUUGCACCUGAUGCUGCAUUGAGCUUAUUUCCUUCUGAGUCUUAUCAUCAGAAUACAUCUAGAUCUAGAGUGUUUCUCCGGAAUUGCUCCUCCACGCUUUUCCUCUUGUGAAAGGCCCAGGCUCAACACCAGCAUCGUUAGAGCCAAGGAUUAUCAGAGAGCGGAAGGGCUCCUUUUUCUCUGCUUGAUUUUGGAAUUCUGCUAAGCUAUGCUCAGCCUUAUUAGAUCACGGCACUGUAAAAAGACUUAUGGAAUGCUGCAACUGGUUUUGCUCACCAACUACUUAACUCGAGAGCAGAUAAGACCGCGCAGGCAAUAUGCAAUGCAUGGGAACUCUCUAGUCUUAAGUUCUGUCCCUCCUGCCCCGUCAGCAGCAAUUCUGUGCUGCUGGCUCUGCAAGUAAACCAGCCCUGGAGAACUUUCCCUUCAAAGAGGGAAGCUUUGUUUUCCAUUUCUGGGUGCUCAUAAGGGCAAGAUCCUAGGACAGUUUUUUCCCCACCACUUGCAUUUGACUGCUAGUGUGUAGAUCCAUCGUAC